Closterium sp. Naga37s-1 is the source of this 1884-nucleotide messenger RNA. The record is from the annotation of a GenBank genome assembly. Lineage: Eukaryota; Viridiplantae; Streptophyta; Zygnematophyceae; Desmidiales; Closteriaceae.
AUGGGCGUCGCCCACGGAGAAGACGCGCGUGUUCCAGGAGGCGCUGAAGAUAAUACUCGCGCCCAUCAUGCGAGAGUCCGCCAGGUACUGGGAGGGGAUGGGGGUGGGGAUGAUAACGAUACACUGUGCGUGCUUCAAAGGUGGAAUUUCGCAGACACAGAGUGGGGAAACGUGUACCUGGCAUGCCUAGCAGACACACUGCACGUGCUGGACUCCGGUGUGCUGAUCCACAUGAUGGACUCCUACAUCGAACCCCUUGGAAAGGUUGAGAUGCGGCUGCUAGAAAGUUCUGGCGCAAACUACGCGGCGUUCGAGCACAGGAGCAUGAUGCAGAUAAUGCCGAUACUGGUGGCAGACGAGAGUGCAUUGAAGGAUGGACCGGAGGGAGAGCUGCGUGCUUUGCAGGUCAAGGCGUUCCGGAUGUUGGUGGCGUUGCUACCGAAGGCAUUCCCAUCGCAGGCAUCCCACUGGAAGCUCCCAAAGAUACACAUGAUAAGACAUUUGCUGGACAACGUGAAGGAGCGUGGGAUGCCGCACCACUAUUCAACCGAAAUGUGGGAGUGCACGCACAAGGGCACGGUGAAGGGUCCAGUAAGAGGGAGCAAUUGGAGCGACAUACCUCGACGAAUCGUGGAGGAGGAGGUGCAGCGCGAGGUGUACCGCGAGGUGGCGGCGGACGCUGGGGGUGGGCGACAGUACGCGUGCGCCUUGCGUGAGGCAAUCAUGACGAAGAAACCGGUGCUCACGAAGAAGUAUCGGACAAUGCGGAUUGGCGGAGCGUCGGAUCCAGUGUACGAUGAGUACAUAACCGCGCUGGGAGACGAUAUGAAGGGUUUGGCUGACGAGUUUAAGGCGUUGGGUCUGGCUACCAACAGCGUGCAGGUCCACACGGCGGUGGCCAUUCCGCGCACAAGAGGCGGCGAGCUGGUGGCCAAAGGGACAUUUGUGAAGGCGUCGCCCCGAGAGAGGUGGUAUUCGGACGUGGCGCUGCUCAAUGACAAGGGUGGGGACUGCCAUGAUCGCAACACCAUCAUCCUCACCAUUCACAAGGCGCAUCGCAUCACAGGCGAGGUGGCGCCGCCCGUCACGGAGCACGGCUUCAGUGUGCAGCACCUCACGAACACCCGAGUCGUCAACAUUCGUGGAUCGGUUCCGGAGACGGGCCUGCCGCACCUGCAGGGAGUGGGUGACGCGCUGAAGGCGUAUUACCACGUUAUGCUGAUGAGGCGUGCGAUAGGGUCCAAGCGGUUCCAGUUCGACUAUUCGGCUUCCAUCGCUGAUGUCGACUAUAACGACAUACUCGAGUGGCUGGGAGAAGCGUGGACUCGUGUGCGCGCGGCUACCAUGCAGCGGAGCUGGUGGCGCGCAGGAUGCGUGCCGGCGAGCUGGCCGCCCCUGAUGGUGUACCUGGGUGACACGUGCGCAACCGGCAUGUUCGAGCCUAUUAUUUCGGUAUGCGUCGAUUUGCAGUUGCUUAUCGAGAAGUUCAAGGUAAGGCCUGCGUGCUACAUGACGGCCGCGGAUUUUAUUAACUGCGAUGCGGGACUAUGCGUGGAACAGGGGUUCAGAGCCACACCUGCUGCCAGCGCGUCCGAUGACUCGUCGGGCGACAUGAGCCUGCCAGACGGCCCAUUGCUGCGGGACGAGCGCAGCAGGAGGCGCGUGAUACGCAACGUCACAAACGCGUACGUGGAGCGUGCCGAUGAGCUCGGCAUCCCUCCGGCGGCUGUGCCAGCAGAGGUCGGAGCAUCGAACCAGGAGGUGAUUUCCCGCCUAUGCAGGACGCCUGUCAAGAGGGCUCGCGCAGGGGGGCGAGCUGAGAACGGGACAGCCGAAGAAGUGCUGCAGAGUGAUGAAGUGCUGGAGAGUGAUGACGACCAGUGA